Poeciliopsis prolifica (blackstripe livebearer) is the source of this 1462-nucleotide messenger RNA. RefSeq names its product WASH complex subunit 3 (gene washc3). The coding region runs from base 72 to 710 and encodes 212 amino acids. NCBI's taxonomy places the organism in Eukaryota, Metazoa, Chordata, Actinopteri, Cyprinodontiformes, Poeciliidae. Gene Ontology annotation, cellular component: WASH complex. The transcript is spliced from 7 exons. Gene Ontology annotation, biological process: actin filament polymerization; exocytosis. The record is from RefSeq and is a predicted model, not a curated record.
AGUCACGUGAGCGGGUCACAGCUUUCAGUCUUUCCUCCCUUUAAUAUCUUAUUUUAUCUACAGUUUUGAAAAUGGACGAGGACGGCCUGCCGAUCGUCGGUUCUGGAGUUGAUCUCACGAAGGUUCCUGCUAUACAACAAAGGAGAGUCGUCGCCCACCUAAAUCAGUUUGUUGUGCACACAGUUCGCUUCCUCAACCGAUUCUCUACUGUGUGUGAGGAGAAGCUUUCAAAUAUUUCCCUUCGAAUACAACAGAUUGAAACCACUUUGUGUAUUUUGGAGGCCAAAUUGUCAUCCAUUCCUGGACUGGAGGAAGUCACAGUGGAUGGACUCAACCAGCAGCAAAGUGUCCAGGCUAAUGGACCGGUUAGCGCCAGUCAGAACCAGUCAGAUGGUGUAAGGGCAGGAGGAGCUCCUCCCUCACAGCCCGGUCAGAGUAAACCAGAAUCUGCAGCUGCACCAGAAAAAGCAGAAGCGGUUCCAGAGAAUGUCAUGACUGUGGCUAAGGACCAACGUUAUGCACGUUACCUGAAAAUGGUUCAAGUGGGAGUACCGGCAAUGGCUAUUCGUAAUAAAAUGCUUAUGGAAGGUUUGGAUCCCAACCUGCUCGACACACCUGACGCGCCGGUGCCUGAUGGAGCAGCAAGUAGCACAGAGAAUGAGGAUAUUCCUGCCACCAGCUCUGACAGCGAAUCGUCGUUCAGUGACUGAUCUCUGCCUCUGCGCAGCUCCAAGUUUAAGGCAGUUCGUUGCAACGUGCGGAUCCUGCAGGCCGUUUGCUGCUGCAGAUUGUGGAAAAUGUUCACAUGAAGGAGCUUAAAUAAUUGUAAUUCUUCUGGAAAUGGUCAACAAUCCUUUUGCUGCUUGUCAGCAAGCUAACUUUAUAUUUGUUUUCCAGUUGUUUGGAAUUAUUUUGGAUUGAAUCUGUAAAAUUUAUAUCGUUCAAACAGUAACAUUUGUACGAUAUAGUAGUUGGAGUCCUACUUUCACAUAAAAACCUACUAUUUCUGUUCAAGUUAGUAUUAAGAACAAUGCAGUGGGAGAUGAACUUUGACCUUAGGAGCUAUUAAACAUUUAAUACAAAAUACAAAAUCCUCAUUAUUAAUAAUGCUGGUUUGAAUUGAGAUAUUUGCUGCAUCACAAAACCGAUUGUAAGAUUUACCAGCUAAAUUUUUCUCUCUCUGGUAUUUAGGACUAAUUUAGCUCAUAAAUCUUGCAAAAAAUUCAGUUACUUCCAUUUUUUAAUGAAGAAAUUAAAAAGAUUUAAAGCAUUUUCUUAAUUUCAUGACAUUAUGAAACUGGAGGUGUUUAUAUUGGGGGAAAAAAAAUCUUCGCUUGUUGCACAAACUUGACUGUAUGAUAUUAAGUACUUGGGUGAACGUAAAACCAAACAAUAAUUGGUAAAGUUUUAUGUUAUUUCAUAAUUAUAAUUUCUAUAUAAAUUAAAAAUAAAUUCUUCUUGA